CACGCGCGCGGAGUCAAGUCUCGCGAGAGGAGCGAGAUUUAUUCCUACGUACCGGGCCGUGCUGCUUAUGGCGGCGCUGGAGAGGGGGCGCUGAGCUGUUGGGUAUGAAGUGUAACAGAACAGAAUUUACCACCUGAAACUGCUGCUUCAAGUUCAGAUCAGGCAAAGAAAACACCACAUUGUAACAACAACAACAACAACAAGACCAAAGAAGAGUAAACUUAAGCUGAAGACACAACACUUGAUCUGAAACAAGAAGUUUGUGCCUACUCAACAGCUUCAAAAGAGCACUUCCCAACGCUGCUAGUAGUCUUUGUUUUCUUCAGUGCUGCACUGUAAGAUUGGCUGGUGCAGCAAUUGUAUUCUUUAUUAGCUUGAUAGAUCAUUUUCUCUCGCUCUCUUUCUUUUCUUUUCUUUUUUUUUUUUAAUACUAGCAAUUUUCACCCUCUGAAACGUGUGCUGAAAAAGAAGACUCAGCAGAUACUACUGAAAGUGCAAUAUUUGAUUAUCACUGCGAGAUGAGCUUUGAUCCAAACCUCCUCCACAACAAUGGACACAACGGGUACCCCAAUGGUACUUCGGCCGCACUGCGUGAAACUGGGGUUAUUGAAAAACUGCUGACCUCUUAUGGAUUUAUUCAGUGUUCAGAACGCCAAGCUAGACUUUUCUUCCACUGCUCACAGUACAAUGGCAACCUGCAGGAACUAAAAGUAGGAGAUGACGUAGAAUUUGAAGUAUCAUCUGAUCGGCGGACUGGAAAACCCAUUGCUGUUAAACUGGUCAAGAUAAAACCGGAGAUAUUACCGGAAGAACGAAUUAAUGGACAGGUUGUGUGCGCUGUUCCUCACAACUUAGAGAGUAAAUCUCCAGCUGCCCCGGGUCAGAGUCCAACAGGGAGUGUUUGCUACGAACGUAAUGGGGAAGUGUUUUAUCUGACUUAUACCCCAGAGGAUGUCGAAGGGAACGUUCAGCUGGAAACGGGAGAUAAAAUAAAUUUUGUAAUUGACACGAAUAAACAUACUGGUGCUGUAAGUGCUCGAAACAUUAUGCUGUUGAAAAAGAAACAAGCCCGCUGCCAGGGAGUAGUUUGUGCCAUGAAGGAAGCAUUUGGCUUUAUUGAAAGGGGUGAUGUUGUAAAGGAGAUAUUCUUUCACUAUAGUGAAUUUAAGGGUGACCUAGAAGCCUUACAGCCUGGGGAUGAUGUGGAGUUCACGAUCAAAGACAGAAAUGGUAAAGAAGUUGCAACAGAUGUCAGAUUAUUGCCUCAAGGAACCGUGAUUUUUGAAGAUAUAAGCAUUGAACAUUUUGAUGGAACUGUAACCAAAGUUAUCCCAAAAGUACCCAAUAAAAAUCAGAAUGAUCCACUGCCUGGACGUAUCAAAGUAGACUUUGUGAUACCUAAAGAACUUCCCUUUGGAGACAAAGAUACAAAAUCAAAGGUGACCCUACUGGAAGGAGACCAUGUCAGAUUUAACAUUUCGACAGAUCGGCGUGACAAGUUAGAACGAGCAACCAACAUAGAAGUUCUUUCCAAUACUUUUCAGUGCACUAAUGAAACAAGAGAAAUGGGAGUGAUUGCUGCAAUGAGGGAUGGCUUUGGAUUCAUCAAGUGUGUGGAUCGUGAUGCCCGCAUGUUUUUUCACUUCAGUGAAAUACUGGAUGGGAACCAGCUCCACAUUUCAGAUGAAGUAGAGUUUACUGUGGUCCCUGAUAUGCUGUCUGCCCAAAGAAAUCAUGCCAUACGGAUUAAAAAACUUCCCAAGGGCACGGUUUCAUUUCAUACCCAUUCAGAGCACCGUUUUCUGGGCACUAUAGAAAAAGAAGCCACUUUUGCCAAUCCCAAAACCACUAGCCCAAAUAAAGGCAAGGAAAAGGAAGCUGAAGAUGGAGUUAUCGUUUAUGAUGAUUGCGGGGUGAAACUGACCAUUGCGUAUCAAGCCAAGGACCUGGAAGGAUCCACUCCUCCUCAGAUAGGAGAUAAGGUUGAGUUUAGCAUUAGUGAAACAAAGAGGACUGGACAACAGAUUGCACACUGUGUCAGACUUCUGGGUCGAAACUCCAAUGCCAAAAGGCUCUUGGGUUAUGUGGCAACCCUGAAAGAUAAUUUUGGAUUUAUUGAAACAGCCAAUCAUGAUAAGGAAAUCUUUUUCCAUUACAGUGAGUUCUCUGGUGAUGUCGAUAGCCUGGAACUGGGGGACAUGGUCGAAUACAGCUUGUCAAAGGGCAAAGGCAACAAAGUCAGUGCAGAAAAGGUGAACAAAACACACUCAGUUAAUGGUGUCACUGAGGAAGCUGAUCCAACAAUCUACUCUGGUAAAGUCAUUCGCCCCCUGAGAAGUGUCGAUCCAACACAGACUGAAUAUCAAGGAAUGAUUGAGAUAGUGGAGGAAGGGGACAUGAAAGGUGAGGUCUAUCCAUUUGGUAUCGUUGGAAUGGCUAACAAAGGGGACUGCCUGCAGAAGGGGGAGAGUGUCAAAUUCCAGCUGUGUGUCCUGGGUCAGAAUGCUCAGACAAUGGCCUACAAUAUCACCCCUCUGCGUAGAGCCACGGUGGAGUGUGUGAAAGAUCAGUUUGGCUUCAUUAAUUACGAAGUAGGGGACAGUAAGAAGCUGUUUUUCCAUGUGAAGGAAGUACAGGAUGGCAUCGAACUGCAGGCUGGAGACGAAGUGGAAUUCUCAGUGAUUCUUAACCAGCGUACCGGGAAGUGUAGUGCCUGUAAUGUCUGGCGGGUCUGCGAAGGCCCCAAAGCUGUUGCAGCUCCACGUCCCGAUCGACUGGUUAAUCGCUUGAAGAGCAUCACUCUGGACGAUGCCAGUGCUCCUCGCUUAAUGGUUCUUCGUCAGCCAAAGGGACCAGAUAACUCAAAGGGAUUUGGUGCAGAGAGAAAGAUCCGUCAAGCUGGUGUCAUUGAUUAAUCCCAUCCACAAAGCACAUCAUUUAAUCAGAUAUGAUCAAGUGGGGGGGGCGGUUUCUGGUGAAGGGUUCUGAAUAUCUCCCUCUUCAUCCUCCAAAAUCUGGAAUACUUAUUCUAUGGAGCUAUUACACCAGUUUUAACACCUUCCUCAUGUUAUGUUUAAAAAAAAAAAAAAGAGAACCAUUUUAAAAUUUAUGCACAGUUGCAGCCUGGAGAACUUAAGGUGGCGCCUUAUAGUAUCAAUCUUAGAAGCUUUAUUUGGUGCAUAUAACGCAACUGGUAAUUGCAAACCUACUUCGCCUGUGUAAGUGAAAAAUAUAGACAGUUAUAUUCUGGUCAACCCUAUGAAAUUCUGCACUCAAGAUAGUGUAUAUUCUACCUUCGUUAUCUCUGGCAAGCCGGUGCUCUGCCUUAGCUCUCAGUUGCAUUCUUUUCCUGUUGUUUCCUCUUCAUUAUGCUUUAAUUCUGAGGACCAUAUGAGGGUAGACUAUAUCACCUUUUUAAAAAAUAAAAAUUCGUGUAGGCGUUCAAACGACUUAAGUUGAAGGCCAAAUGUUAAAAAAAAUGUUAUUUUUCAUAUCUCGUUUAUAAUCUUGUCACAGUCCAUUUAGCGAAAUUCAGUUAGAUUACAGUGAGAGGUUAUCUUCCAGAGUAGAUCUAGGGUUUAUCCUUUUUUUUUUUUUUUUUUUGGGUAACUAUUCUGCGAUUAGUAUGUAUAGUGCAGAAUUUCAUAAGGAAGAGGUGUGCCAUCAGUGUGGUAAUUUAAACAUAUUUAAAAACAAAACAGGAAAAAGAAAAAAAAGAUGCACAAACUUGCUGCUUAGAACACUGCAGCUUCUAAAACCCCAGUUUCUUUUACUGAUUUAAAAAAAACAAACGGAAAAAAAAAAUAAAAAAAAAAAGUUGUGCCUGAA
Messenger RNA from Ornithorhynchus anatinus (platypus), 3828 nucleotides. It is a transcript of the gene CSDE1, whose product is annotated as cold shock domain containing E1. Bases 519 to 2915 code for a protein of 798 amino acids. The transcript is spliced from 20 exons. Gene Ontology annotation, molecular function: nucleic acid binding. The record is from RefSeq and is a predicted model, not a curated record. Lineage: Eukaryota; Metazoa; Chordata; Mammalia; Monotremata; Ornithorhynchidae.